UUGCAGUUUUACCUAAGUAGAAACUAUUAUAUAUUUUUUAUAUAUAUAUAUAUAUACACACACAUGUAAGAGAGUGAGGGCUUUUUAGUGGGUUGUGGGUGUGUGUUGGUAUGUGCAUAAGAGAUUUUACUCUGCUGAUAUUGCAAUGCUUAUCCAAGCAGCUGGAGCAGAUCUGGAAAGAGACCUACUGAGAUGACCGUGCCUAACAUCAGCCACAGUUGCAGUGGCAAGCAGCUGGAGCAGAUCUGGAAAGAGACCUACUGAGAUGACCGUGCCUAACAUCAGCCACAGUUGCAGUGGUGUUAACAGUGUUUGGUGCAGCAACAGCAGCAACCAGAGACAUGGACAAGAGCAGAAUUUGAGUCCCACUGGCCACCUGAUCACUGCCAUCUGCCUUGGCAUCAUCGGGACCCUGGGCUUCCUCAAUAAUCUCUUGGUCCUGAUACUUUUCUGCAGGAAUAAAGUGCUACAGUCUCCGAUUAACCUGCUGCUGAUGAACAUCUCUGUGAGCGACAUGAUGGUGUGCAUCAUGGGCACCCCGUUCAGCUUUGCCGCCAGCACUCAGGGACGCUGGCUCAUCGGGCCAGGUGGCUGCAUCUGGUAUGGCUUCAUCAAUACUCUCUUUGGUACAGUUUCACUUAUAUCUUUGGCUGUGCUCUCUUAUGAACGCUAUUGUACAAUGAUGGGAACUACAGAAGCAGAUGCCACAAACUAUAGGAAAAUAUGGAUGGGAAUCUUCUUGUCAUGGAUGUACUCUUUAUUCUGGACCUUACCACCCCUUUUUGGAUGGAGUAGUUAUGGACCGGAAGGACCAGGGACAACAUGUUCAAUAAACUGGCAUUCAAGGGAUGCUAACAAUAUAUCGUACAUCAUAUGUCUCUUCAUCUUUUGCCUUGUAAUUCCUUUUUUCAUUAUUGUUUACUCUUAUGGGAAGCUGCUAUGUGCUAUAAAGCAGGUGAGUGGUGUUACUAAAGGAAUAGGCCGGACAAGAGAGCAACGUGUACUGAUCAUGGUGGUUGUGAUGGUAAUUUGUUUUCUCCUGUGCUGGCUGCCAUAUGGGAUCAUGGCCCUGAUAGCUACUUUUGGAAAACCUGGUCUAAUUACGCCGUCCGCCAGCAUCAUUCCGUCAGUCCUUGCAAAAAGUAGUACAGUCUACAAUCCAGUCAUCUACAUAUUUUUGAACAAACAAUUUUACAGGUGCUUUUGUGCACUUCUGAAAUGCGAUAAGAGGACAUCUUUUACCACCAGCAACAAGUUUUCUUCAAAGUCCACCCGAGUGUGCCGCACUGCACCAAGGGUACAGGACAACAACUUCACAUUUGUUGCUGCAUCUGCAGGACCACCAUCCUCAGAACGGCAGGAGGCCACUGUUAGCUUGCAGAAUCCAGAGCCAACCACGGACAAUGGCCCAAGGGCAAAACGAGAAGUGCUACUUAUAGCUCACUAUAGCGCUUAAUCAAGGCAACCACAGACUUAUACUACAUGAUUUGGAGGGUGUUGGUGGACAGGAGAAACAACUGUCAACUGGUUUUGUUAGUUUAAAUCCGUAGGUAAGGAUGGACACAAAGCUUAGUGUAAUAAGCUGAGGUCACAGUGUUGCACCUGCUGAAAAUUUGCCUACCGCUUAAAGUGAUGUAUGUUCAAUCCACCAACAAGCUGUUGCUGUCAUUCCUGAAGAUCCUGGUAAAUGGAAUUUCAGAAUCUUUGGGUGGUGGUUAAUUAAACAAGGGUCUCCUCUUAAAAUGUGUGUGUGUUGAGGGGUAAAUUAAAAAACCCACAACACUUAAACACAUUCUAAAGAUUUUUGUUAUGCUAGAAAGAGGUCUGAUGCCUCUUAUUGUACCCAUUAUAAGUGUCAGGUGUUCCAUCCUGGAAUUUGUCAGAAUAUUUCAGCACUGAAUAGAAGCCCAGCAAAUGAGUAACUUAUUUUACACUGGCAUGCAACAUCAGCAGUAUUACAGAGCCUGUCCUUUUCUCAAAUUAUGUAAAUACGUGCUUUGGAUUAUACUGUAUCUUAAACUCAUUUAACUCUUCAGUACAAGCCUGCAUACAUUAUAAUAAAUUUUUAAUAUCUUGAGCCACUCAGAAAUUAAGCUAUACAUAUUGGACAUUUGCCAAAGGUUAAUUCUUGCUAGAUAAACUAUUAAAAAUAAUACACAUUUGUAGGAUUCAUGAAGGAUUCUGAUUUUGGGAGAAGAGGGAAAGUUAAGCUACAGUUAUUGUGGGGAUAGCUGGUAGAGAUCUAUUCACUUGCUUAAGCAAACGAGGCAGCAAAGAGAUCUAUCUUGCCUCUUUCCAGAGCCAUGGAUCUAUAAAUAAAUUCAAACUAGUGUAACUGAGCACGAGUUCAGAAGAGCAUCCUUAUUCAGAGCAUGAAGAUGAUUGAUCCAGCAGAUCAUUGCACUGAUGCCUGGAUCUGUAAAAAUUAAGCUCUUUUUUGGAGAGCAUAUUCUUGACUUUUCAGGAUGGGAGAAGGAUGCACACCAACCAUGUCUUCAACCAUUCAGUGUAAUUCGAUCUACAAAGAGGCACAAGUGUUGACAUAUUCCAGUGGAAGAAGUUAGUCAUCCCAGUCCACAGUCACAAAUACAUUGAAGAGUUUCCUUGUAAGUCAUCAAUAUAUAAGUCGGCAUAUGCCUCUAUUUUACCUGGAGGUUUCUGGUUUUUCAUAAACUGUCCAAUGAACUUCUUUCAGGACACUUAAGUGUCCCAUUUUGGCAGUUUCAAAACGCUUGGAUUUUUAUAAGUCGAAAGUGUUCAAAACAUAUUGCCAUACAAAGAAGAGUUUGCUCAGUAUUUAUCAGGAACAAACAGUCCAGCGUUCACUGUAAUGUGAAGAUUUGAAAGUGCAGACACUCAAAAAUGCUCUUUUUCUCAAAGUGAAAAUGAAUGGCACUUAACAUUUUGAAUGAGUUUCAGGAAACUUAUGCUACUGGAAAAAAAAUCCUCAACUUUGUCACUGUUACUGUCACUGUUAAGUUAGAGAGUGGGAGUCACCAGUACACUUUUAAAAAGAUAUAUAUUUGUAUGAAUAUUUCAGGACCCACAAAAGGCUAGAGCAUCAGCUGGUGUAAAAUGAUACUUGUAGACUUGGUAUUUCCAAACCCAUGCUUGAGCAUCCACACUGCAUUAUAAACCUGGGUUUACAAUUGCUGGAGCCAGGUCUUACAGCUGUGCUAACACAUCUAUGCUGCACUAUGCAAACCUUCUGACUUGGGGUCUGUGGCUUGAGCUGCAUCCACACUGCAAAGUGACAGAGCUUGGAUCAGAGUCACAGCAGGACUCAGGCGCUGACCCACCCACUCACCUUCGCAGGUUCCUAGGACCCAGAUCCCAAGUGCUUGCUGACCCAAGUCAGACUAAUUGGUGUGUGGACAGAAGAGGGAUUUGGGCUUAAACCUGUAUCAAACCUUGGGCUUAGUAUGCAGUGUAGACAUACCCUAUAGAAAAGCAGGAAAUACCAUGUUGUGGAUCUUCCUCCUAAUCCGUUUUCUGUAAUGUAACUGACCUCUGGCAUACUCUACAGGCAGAUGAAAGUGGCAUUCAGAAGCUGGUGUAAGUCAGUGUGGCCAUACCAACUUCAGUGCAUCAAUGCCAGUUUCCACGUGCAUUGCCCAGACUACAUCUCCCAGGAUGCACAAUGGCAAUUCAGCCAGAGGGGAGACAAUGCAUCAUGGAAGUAAUAGUAUAGCCAGGGAACCCAGCCCAUAGAGAGUGGGGGAAAAUGAAACACCUAAACCACAACUCCCAUGAGACACUAUCACAGCUCAGGCAGUUCAAUGCUGAAGUGUCCCAAACCAAAGUGUUUAGAUUUGGGUCAACCCAAAACCAAACAUUUUGUUUCUAUUUUCCUAUAAAAAGUUUGAAAAAAUUCACAGCCAAUGAAGUUUUCUUGUGGAAAGUUUUGAUUUUGGAAGCUAUUUUCCGUUGAAAAAACAUGAGUGGAAAAUUCCUGUCCAGCUCUACUCAAAAAGGUUCAGGGAUUCAUUUUGGAAAGGCAACUAUCUAAUGGGCCUGAUCAUCCCAUUAGUUGCACGCUUUGAAGUCAAUGGGAGAUGCAUCACUGGCCUUCAGAUACUCAUCUGAACUUUAUCCAGACAAUUCCAAGCUUCUUGAUCCUGCAAAACUUGGCAGAAACUUUCAAGAGAAGUAUCUCUCAUGGUACUUCAGAAAUUCCAUGUAUUAUCCCAGACAGAAUCAGGAAGUACCAAGAAACACAGAAAUAAGUAAUGUUAGGAAAGAAUUACACGCAUUUUUGAUCUUUAAAAGUGGUUAAGAUGGGUUCAUUUCAAGUUGUCCAUUUUAAAUCUUUCUUUAUCCAGAACAGUAUACCCAUCCCUAGCUGGGCUAGAAACCCAAGAGGUCCUCUACCAUCAAAUUUCAAUUAUUGCUUAGAAGAAAGAAACUAAAUAUGCACUUCAUGUCUGCCCUGGAAGUAUAGACAUUGAGCACCAGAAUAUUAUAACAAUCAAGUACUAUUUUUUCAGAUAAUUUUAAAUAUUAAAUGUACUACUUGGGAAAAGUACAAACAAUGAAAAAUGAAUUUCAUUUAAAAUACAUGGCAUGGAGAUCAGUGCCAACUUCCCCAAACCACCUCCAGCCUUGACACAGAGGGAACAACUCCAGGGAGGAAAAGUUGUUUGUUCUCUAAGUCCAUUUAAUCGUUGGCCUCUUUGCUGAGCCUGCCAACAAGUGAGUCAACCAGCACCAACUGCGAGUGUAAUUUUUUUGUGAUGUGCUCACUUGCCUCCUAGGAAAUUGAGUGAAACUGUCAACUCAAUUCAAAUACGGCAGGCCAGCAAACAGCCAGCAGAGAGCAACGACUUACAGCCCCUAUCAGUCUCAGCUGCAGGGAGUGGCUUCAUCCCUUGUUAACUUUGCCAUGAGCCCACCAUUCUCCCAGGCAGAAAUAACGUUUUUUCAGUUCCGUUGUUUUUUGCACAAAGUUCAUCAUAGAAGCCUGCAUUUUUCUUAUGCUUGGUUCAUUAUUAAGAGGCAUGAGAGUUAAAAAAUCAGCUUCAAAUUUCUCCUUCUCCCGCUACCCUUUAGGCUGACAUAAUUCUCAAUGCAUUUUCAAAUUUUUCAAGCUAUCGGAUAAGCGUCACAAUUGAUUUCCUCAGUCUCCCGCUCUACACAAUGCAACAGACUGUUACUUGUAAUGAGGUUUUAGGCUCCUGAUGGAAGUCAGAAAUACAGCAAACAUGUUGAACUGCAUAAGAUCGUGAAACCCUGAUGGUGUAAUGUUGAUGGCAGGGUAAGCAAGCUUCUGACAGAAAAUGAAUAUCGCACAGAAGCAGGUUUGUUCCAUUGCUCAUGCUGUCACAGGUGAUACAGCAUGGAUGUGUGGAGUAGCAUGUCAGUACAGUUCUGAGAAUAUUAGCAAACAGCUGAUUAUUUGGGGAGCUUUAAACAUGGACAAAAUACAGUACAAUGUUACUUUAUAGUUCAGAUGGUUUAAUCUGUAUUCCUCCAUUUUUUAUUCACCAAUUUAAAUAUAUAGGCCUGUACAAAAGUCACCUUUCAAGUUAGAUCACAUUUUUCCUGAUCUUGAGGGUAGAACGUAAACUAAAGUUUCAUUGUAACUAUUUAAGUGUAUUCUUGUUACCCUUGUUAUUGCGAGCCUUCUUGUUAUGUGUAUAACGACACAAACUGCAAUUACAUUUCUUUUAUAAUUUAUUGUUCUUGGAUCAGAAUAUCAGUAAGUAUUUGAAUGAUGCCUGGUAUUUUUAAACAGAAUUGGAGCCAACAAAAUAAGGCAGCUUAAAGUGGAAGAAGUCUAAGUGGGGAAAACGUCAAAAGCAAACUGUUAGUUAAUAUGUGUGCACACUGAUAAUGAAUACUGUACGUUAAUUGCCAAUACUGCUCAUGUUUUAAAUGGUAUUUUGUCCUUUUUAAAUUGCAAUUCUCUUCAUUAAGUUUUCCAUGCACCUCUUUCCUUUGCGUGAACUUUUGUCUAUAAAUGGUUUUUAUUAAGUGUCAAAUGUGUUUCUACUUAGCUAUUGACUUUGUUAUUCCAUACUCGUGAUGGCUUUUGCAUACAUAUGACUAUGAGCUCUGUACUUCCUGUGACUCCAUCAUUUCUUCUCGCAUUCUGACAGUUCAGCUUCAGUGUAUGUUCUCGAGCUGUUAAAAAUGUUAACUUGUGUUUUAAUUUUUAACAGAAAUUGCUAAUUAAGCAGGAAAUUUGUUCAUCCUAUGUCAAAUUCACGCAAUUGUUAAGACUCAAAGUGACAGCUGAGAUUUUCAGAACCAUGUAAUGCGUUUGGACAUAUGGGAUAGGAUUUUAAUAAAACAACGAAAGGGUUCAACUCCCAUUGAAAAUUGGGCUAACUCUCUUAGGAUGCCAUUUUCAGAAGUGACUUAGUUCCCAUUAAAGUUAAGAUGUUCCAAAGCCCUGGAACAUCUCAGCUGAUGUUUCUAUUUAGACAAACUUUACUGUACGUACACCGGGAAUUCCAUAUGCCAUUUCAAAAGGUUGCAUAUCUAAAGAUUCUGCAGCAAGUGGCUGAUGGAAGUGAUGUCUUUGGGGGAUCCAGUACUCUGAAACUACAAGUAAACCUUUUUUUUUUUUUUAUGAUCAGCCUCAUUUAUGUACGAACCUUCCUCCCCAGUAUAACUUGUCCAUAGGUUAUACACUGCUCAUAGGUGAGAAUUUCUGCAAACUGGUGGGGGGAAGGGGAAAUUGCAGCUGUUGUUGAGUAUAGGAUGACCAAAAAUACACUCUCCAUUCUAAACAAAAACAAAACAAAACCUUUGACCAUUUUUGAAUAGCUCUAGCAGAAAGUAGGUUUAGGAAUAGGAAGGUGACAUUUGUCCCCACUAUCAUCUUUAUGGAGGAGAUACACCUCCAAGUUUUCUAGCAAAGACUGGUUUUGAUCUGGUGGGAUAUGACCCCUUGAACGUCACACUGCACAUGCCCAGGUCAGUUUAAUAUGAACCAUGCUCUUGUACAGAAUUUUUGCAUUACACUCAUUAAGCAUGUAGCUAUGGAAGGCCACACUGGGUGCCCAUACAUAAGGUCUCAAUUCAGGAAAGCAUGAGUUUGAUUUUAAGCAUAUGUUCAAGUCCAAUUUAAGUCAAUUUUUAAUGUGUAACCACAUCUGAUCUAUAAAAGUCAAAAUACACUGGAUUAACAGAGUGUGGGUCUACUUGGCAAACUGGGCAGUGGUUAGACAGUUGGAGAAAUGCCUGUUCUGCACAUUUUUGUGGUUGAUAAACAAGAGCUACACAGUUAGGGCAAAAUCCCACCCCAAGAUAGCCCAAUUACUCAGGGUAUAUGGUCCGGGGAUCUUUUCAGAUAGCCCUUCUGCCACACACAUGCACUCCAAGGCAGCUGCUGACAGCCCCAGUGGACUCUGAGCUGCUGUUUCCUUGUUCCUAUGUCAGUCAAUGUGUCCAGUGGAAAACCCACCAGUCUACAACUGUUGUCAUCCCUAAAUACUUCCGCAGUCUGCCUGCUUCAUCUAUGUGGAUAUCAGACUCCUGGGGCCACAGCAGCUGGAAUGCUGAAUUUGCUCAUCUGUGUUGCUCUAUUCCUGCUUAUGGGCGUUAGAAAGAUAGCCCAGCAGCCUUUCAAAGCUUUAUAACUGGUGUUUCUUACAAGAUAAGAGAUGCAUUGAACGUCACGUAUUCAGCUAAAGUGAUGACUAGAUCCUACUCCCUUUGAAAGCACAAGCAGUAGAACAGAGCCCAUUUUUUGUCAGUGGGAAUAGAAUUUUGUCCAAUAUGCAAGAUCUCCAAAGUAUGCUUUCUUUGUCACUAUUUAUCUGGUAUUAACCUCCUCUUAUUAUUUAAUAGCUAGCAUCAGUGCAGAAACAAAGGGCCACAUCACCGUUAGAUUUAUGUAGACACAUGCUAGUGAUAAACAGCUGAAGUUCUGCUCACCCAAAUGAAGGUAAUAUAUAGCCUAAAUGGGAGUUGCUGGACCGGAAAGUAGACAAUAUGUCCUCCUAUACAUAUAAGCUAUUUAAAAUAUUGGAUAGACUGUACAUACAGACUGUAUGUUGAAUAAAAUAUUUUG
Caretta caretta (loggerhead turtle) is the source of this 8020-nucleotide messenger RNA. RefSeq names its product pinopsin-like. Lineage: Eukaryota; Metazoa; Chordata; Testudines; Cheloniidae. Gene Ontology annotation, molecular function: G protein-coupled receptor activity. Gene Ontology annotation, biological process: visual perception; G protein-coupled receptor signaling pathway. The record is from RefSeq and is a predicted model, not a curated record. Gene Ontology annotation, cellular component: membrane.